AUGUCGUUAACUUCAAUGGAAUAUAAAAGUCAAGGUAAUAAAUAUUAUUCAAAUAAUGAAUGGUUAUUAGCGAUUGAAUCGUACAGUGAAGCAAUAAAACUUAUUGAAAAUAAUGUUGAAGAAAAUCUUCCAUUAUAUUUAUUAUAUUCAAAUCGCUCAGCUGCUUAUAUUCAAGAUAAGAAUUUUUAUUCUGGUUAUGAAGAUGCUAAACAAUCAUUAAAAUUAAAAAAAGAUGGAAAUUUUAAAGGAUUUUAUCGUGCAGCUAUUUGUGCAUAUCAUCUUGGUUUUAUUGAACAAUCUCAACAAUUUAUUAAAGAAGCAACACAAGAUCAUCAACAAAAUCUUAUUAAUUAUUUAGAUUUAAAAUUAUUAAUAGAAAAAAAAGUUAAUUGUAUGAAAAAAUGGCGAAAACCAAUUGCAACAGCUAAAAAAUCAAUAAAAAAUCUUCAACAAAUUAUUCAAAAAAAAGUUUUGAUGUUUGAAAUUCCAUCUAUUCUUUAUCAAAUUCGUUAUUUAUUACGAGCAUUUUUUGACAAUAAAAAAGAUAAAAAAUUAAUGAAUAUGGAUACUGGUGAUCUUGGUUUACGACUACAUGAAUUGGCUGUACAAUUUAAUUCUGUUUUUCAUGUUGAAGUAUGUUUUACAUUUAUUAGUAAGAAUUUUUAG
This is a messenger RNA of Rotaria sp. Silwood1, 666 nucleotides long. Lineage: Eukaryota; Metazoa; Rotifera; Eurotatoria; Philodinida; Philodinidae. The record is from the annotation of a GenBank genome assembly.